This is a messenger RNA of Komagataella phaffii GS115, 981 nucleotides long. RefSeq names its product Subunit of the COMPASS (Set1C) complex, which methylates histone H3 on lys 4. Gene Ontology annotation, cellular component: Set1C/COMPASS complex. The record is from RefSeq and is a predicted model, not a curated record. Bases 1 to 981 code for a protein of 326 amino acids. The transcript is spliced from 2 exons. Lineage: Eukaryota; Fungi; Ascomycota; Pichiomycetes; Pichiales; Pichiaceae. Gene Ontology annotation, molecular function: protein binding; chromatin binding.
AUGACUCAAAAGUUCUGCAGACUUUCCAACCGUACAAAAAAUUUUACGACGAAGGACAGUCCUCAAAUAACGUCCCUAGACUUUGAUGACUCGGGUCAAUUUCUUCUCACGUCCUCCAUCGACGAAUCAAUCCAAUUGUAUGACAUUAAUAAAGGAAAGCAUCUCAAACCAAUCUACUCAAAAAAAUACGGGGCCCAUUUAGCCCGGUUUAGUCACGACGAAAAGCACUGUGUGUAUGCGUCCACUAAAGUUGAACACACAAUCCGUUUCCUCUCCCUGCAGAACAACACAUACAUUAGAUAUUUCAAAGGCCACCAAGGUUUGGUAAACAGUCUGGAAUUAUCACCCUUAGAGUCAAUUUUCAUGAGUUCAAGUUUGGAUAACACAGUCAAGCUAUGGGAUUUGCGUUCACCAAAUGCCCAAGGGAACUUGAACGUGAAGGGACCCAACUUGAUAGCUUUUGACCCUUCGGGCUUGGUCUUUGCCAUAGUCAAUGAAGAAACGAAAAAACUGGGUCUUUACAACAUAAAGAAUUACGAGCAAGCUCCAUUUUCAACAUUUGAACUCCCCCAAGAUUAUCUGCCGUUAAAAUUGAGCAAAGUAGAGUUUACUAACGAUGGGUCUAAAAUUAUUGUGACUUUUGGCAAAGGUCAACUAGUAGUUGUGGACGCAUUCGAAGGUACUAUACUCGGGAAAUUAUUGGAUUCAGUGUCUCUGCCUGAACGUCCAUAUAUUGAUAGUGGAUCUUCCACGUUAACCCCAGACGGAAAGUUUCUUCUGAAUGGUAACGGAGAUGGUACUGUGAAACUCUAUGACCUCUCUAAGAUUACCGAUGAAUCCGUAAAUGCGCCCAUUUCUCCGAUUUCUUCUCUGAGUACAGACCAUGGAUUACCCCGAAUCACCUUAUUCAACCCAAGAUUUUGGUGUUUUGCCUCAGCUGACACUUCCCUAACCCUUUGGACACCUUCUUUUGAUAAAUGA